This is a messenger RNA of Myotis brandtii (Brandt's bat), 1094 nucleotides long. It is a transcript of the gene TRMT112, whose product is annotated as tRNA methyltransferase 11-2 homolog (S. cerevisiae). The record is from RefSeq and is a predicted model, not a curated record. Lineage: Eukaryota; Metazoa; Chordata; Mammalia; Chiroptera; Vespertilionidae. The transcript has 4 exons. Gene Ontology annotation, molecular function: protein heterodimerization activity. Gene Ontology annotation, biological process: rRNA (guanine-N7)-methylation; tRNA methylation; peptidyl-glutamine methylation. Bases 552 to 929 code for a protein of 125 amino acids.
GGGGGCGGAGCUGGCAGGACGGGCUUAUUUGCAUUUGGGGCUGGACAGGUGGGCGGAGCCUUCGGCAGCGGGUGCCUUAUUUGCAUACGAGGAGGGGCGACGUUGUUUUGACGCGCCUAAGUAACGGAGUGGGGCAGGGUGACGGUUCCUUAACCGAAUGCGAGGGGCAGGCGCCAACGGUUCCGGGCACCGAUGGUUCCGGGCGCCGACGGCUCCACGCUUAUUUCGCAUUCAACGAAGGCCCCGCAUUGCGACUUUCUUCCGUACGACCAGCACUGCACAUGAUCUGUAGCGAGUGGAGGUUUGGCUCAGUCAAAACCACCGGGCCGGCCCGAGGCAACCUCCGCCGGGAUGCUUCCGGUAGCCACGCGGGACGCGAGGAAGCCUUGGCAGGACCUGCGCUGCCGCAAGCACCAGAAGUUCCAGCAACUUCGGCCGCUUCCGCUCCUCCCGGCCCUGCAAUAGGAUAGGGAGCGGGGCGGCCCCGGAAGUGACGCAGCGGAGUGCCUGUCUCCUUCCGGUUCCGGCCAGCGAAAGAGUGUUGCGGCGACAUGAAGCUGCUUACCCACAAUUUGCUGAGCUCGCACGUGCGAGGGGUGGGACCCCGUGGAUUCCCGCUGCGUCUCGAGGCUACCGAGGUCCGCGUCAUCCCGGUGGAGUUCAACCCGGACUUCGUGGCUCGGAUGAUACCCAAAGUGGAGUGGGCGGCGCUUUUGGAGGCGGCCGAUCACUUGCAUCUGGCCGAGGUGCCCAAAGGGCCGACUCAGGGGUAUGAGCAAGAUGAGACGUUUCUGAGGAAGAUGCACCACGUGCUGCUGGAGGUGGAGGUGGUGGAGGGCACCCUGCAGUGCCCAGAGUCUGGACGUGUGUUCCCCAUCACCCGCGGAAUCCCCAACAUGCUGCUGAAUGAGGAGGAAACCGAGACUUAAUCGAGCCAGGCAUUCGUUUUUCAUACUGUGACCAUGUGUGUUUUUAUGUAUAUCCUGUUGGUUAGUUUUGUCACGUGUAUUCCCAGCUCUUGACCCAGUGACACGCCACACAGUGUUCUUGAGCUCGAUAUAUAUUUUUUUCUCAUUAAAGGUUCAAAACCAAAA